AUGCCUCUCUUCUCCGCCCUCACAGACUUCCUCAGCGCCCUCUCCCUCACCCUCUUUAUCCUCAUUAUAGCCUACGUCGCCUUCCUCUGCUUCACCCCGCCGAUCCAAAUCCCCGAUAACCUGAACGAAACCAACCGCAACAGCUUCGCAAACAACCUCCUUGUCUACUACGGUUGCAGCGCCAUUGUCAUGCUCAUCAACAUGUACCAUGCUUUACUCUGUUUCACGUACCCGGCGCCUCCGUCAAUACUCUGCCCGAAUCCUUUCAAUCUCUCCCCCAAACUCUUCACCUGGAGCCCUCACACAAUUCUCUGCAUCGCCCUUAUCUUACUCUCGGGUCAAGUAAUGCUGCUAUGCUUCAAUCAGCUCGGCCCUAUCUCGAACUUCGGACUUACCGUGCCCAAAAAACUAAUCACAACGGGUCUAUACAGCUGGCUUCAACAUCCUUACUACGCCGCUAACUUCGUUAUAUUCCUCAGCAACAGCGCGUUAAUUCAAAGACGGGAUGGCGUGGCUGCAUGCUGGCUACCGAAAAGCAUCGUUGAUGGUGAUAAAUUUGGGAUGUUCUUCCAGAUUGGAUAUUUGUUCACGGUAGCCGUUGGAUGUUGGGCGCUGGCUAAGAGGAUCAGGAAUGAGGAAUCCAUGCUGAAGAGAACAUUUGGGACAGAGUGGGAGGAAUAUCAUAGACGGACGAAGCCAUUUCUCCCUGGUGUGAUUUGA
Messenger RNA from Hyaloscypha bicolor E, 720 nucleotides. RefSeq lists its product as uncharacterized. The record is from RefSeq and is a predicted model, not a curated record. The transcript has a single exon. Lineage: Eukaryota; Fungi; Ascomycota; Leotiomycetes; Helotiales; Hyaloscyphaceae. The coding region runs from base 1 to 720 and encodes 239 amino acids. Gene Ontology annotation, molecular function: protein C-terminal S-isoprenylcysteine carboxyl O-methyltransferase activity. Gene Ontology annotation, cellular component: membrane. Gene Ontology annotation, biological process: C-terminal protein methylation.